AUGGUGGCUAAUAAGUUUCUCAAGGCUGAGGAAGAGACUCUCAUCAUACGCCUGUUGGAGAGAGGUUACGAUGACCUUCGGUCACAUGCGGACAAGAAGGUCAUCAUCAAUGACCUUGUUGACGAGCUCCGCAGGGUGCAUAAAGGGAGCCACACCCCAAUGGCCAUUUUGAAAAAGUGGUCAGAUCUCAAGAGGCGGCAUCUGCAAAGAAUCCGCCAGAUUCGGGAUGCCCACUGCCCAGGUGCUCGCCUUCCCUCGGUCAGGCGCAGGCUUGACACCAAAGAUUCUUGGGAGGUGUCUGCGUCUGAGGGGGAGGAUGAAGAGCAGCCAGGACCCUCAGGGCCCACAAGUGCCCCUGCACCACCACAUGAGGAGGAGGAAGAGGCUGGACUACCGGCCAUCCAAGAUUCCCCCCCCUCAGCAAUUUUGGAGGAUACGCCAGAGGAGGAAGAGGAUCGAGAUUCUCUCAUCACCACCCCACACAAGCAGAUACUGAAAUCGUUUGAAAAAAAAAUGGCUGCCAUGGAUCGGGAGUAUGCCACUCUGAUCAGGCAGUCCCGGGAGCAGCUCUCCCGCAAAAUAAGGGAGCUCCGUCGGCAGCACUCCCACCAAAUGGCAGUGCUGGAGAAGCAGCACCGUGAAAACAUGGAGGCCAUCAAGCUAUUCCAUGGCCAACUGGAUGCUUUACCUUAA
This is a messenger RNA of Bufo gargarizans (Asiatic toad), 693 nucleotides long. RefSeq lists its product as uncharacterized. The record is from RefSeq and is a predicted model, not a curated record. The coding region runs from base 1 to 693 and encodes 230 amino acids. The transcript has 4 exons. Lineage: Eukaryota; Metazoa; Chordata; Amphibia; Anura; Bufonidae.